Westerdykella ornata is the source of this 1125-nucleotide messenger RNA. RefSeq lists its product as uncharacterized. NCBI's taxonomy places the organism in Eukaryota, Fungi, Ascomycota, Dothideomycetes, Pleosporales, Sporormiaceae. The record is from RefSeq and is a predicted model, not a curated record. Bases 234 to 854 code for a protein of 206 amino acids. The transcript has a single exon.
CCUCUCCUCAUAGCGGCCACGAGCAGACGUUAUUGGCAUCGGCCAUCUGCCCAUCUGCCCAUCUUUCUCCCUGCCUAGGAUAGUUCCCUUGGAUGCAUGAUGCGUGCGCCGGGGCACCUGGCAGCUCAGGACGCACGACGGUUGUCUCCCUGGGUGGGUAGAGGCGAUGGAUCUGUGUCACGGGUCGCAUCUUGCAUGAACGACUGCGCAAGGACUGUGAACAUGCGAAGUCAAUGUCGACGUGGAGCGACCGGGUAGGAACGGCGGGGCAUGGACAUGAGCAUGGGAAUCUACACAGUAGCAUCGCCCAUUUCCCAUCUCCCCUCUCCUCCCUCCAAAUUUCGCUUCUCCCUUCUCCCUUCUUCCCCCUCCAAUAUCCCAUCCUCCAUCUCCAGCUCUAUAAUGCAUCCCUCGCAGAUACGGCACCCUCGCAUCCGGCGCUCUCUCUUUCCCACAGACACAUCCCCCGCCAUCACCCAUCCCAACCCUCCAACUCAACGUCCCACUCACUCACCCGCACACUAACCGGAGCAUACCGUUUGCCGUCAAACAAAGUAAAGAUCGCCAGUCGUCACCGCCUGCCGGCAUCUGCAGAUGAUAAGCAGGUAAGCAGGUCGACGGCAUAUGUAUCGAUAAAGCGGGAGAGCGGCGGACCCUGCGUGCGCAGACAUAGAGAUCAUCCAUCUGAUCUACUCCGUCUUAUUUCUCCCUCUUCAUACCACAUUAUAUCAGCAUUAUCCCCCAAUACUCUCCUCGGCACUCUGCUUCCCCCGAGUCGAAAACAAAGAAUCGACUCAGGCAAAAGCAGCACAAUCAUCAAACAGCAUGAAAGGGAGGGGAUUCUGAAAGCGUGAUACCUCUGUAUCUCAAGCAUCAGAGCAACAAGGCUAUUAUGUAUGUAGUGCAGGGUUCAGGGGCCCAGAGAGAUGCAUAUGCACAUGGCCGCAUGGUAAUGUGCCACACAUCUACCUACCAGGGCCACAACUAGGCUAGUCUAAUAAGGUAGGACGACUUGCAUGUGAGCGCAGUUCGGGGCAGCGACUUCGGGCGACGAUCAAUAAUCAGCGGUCAAGGGGUUAGGACUACUACUGGCAGGGUGUCGAAGGAGCACCAGGCGCAAGUGUG